UCACCCCGCCCGGCGGCUGGGCCGGAAGGGGCGCGGGCCUCUGCCAAGUUUCUCCCGGCAGGUUGGGCCCUGCGGCCCCGGUUUGGUUGUCAUGAGGGCGGUUGCCGCAGCGACGAAGGGGUGGCGGCUGCUGCUGGUGCUGAGCACCGCGGGGAUCGCGGCCGCCGGCGCUCGGCAGCCCCCCAACAUCCUGGUGCUGCUCAUGGACGACAUGGGGUGGGGCGACCUGGGGGUGUACGGAGAACCUUCCAGAGAGACUCCAAAUUUGGACCAGAUGGCUGCAGAAGGGAUGCUUUUCCCAAACUUCUACUCUGCCAACCCUCUGUGCUCGCCAUCCAGGGCAGCCCUGCUCACAGGACGGCUGCCCAUCCGCAACGGCUUCUACACCACCAAUGCGCACGCCCGGAAUGCCUACACGCCCCAGGAGGUAGUGGGCGGCAUCCCCGACUCUGAGCUCCUGCUGCCUGAGCUCCUGAAGGAAGCCGGCUACACCAGCAAGAUCGUGGGCAAGUGGCAUCUGGGUCAUAGGCCCCAGUUCCACCCCCUGAAGCACGGAUUUGAUGAGUGGUUUGGAUCCCCCAACUGUCACUUUGGACCUUAUGACAACAGGGCCAGGCCCAACAUCCCUGUGUAUAGGGACUGGGAGAUGGUCGGCAGAUUUUAUGAAGAAUUUCCAAUCAACCUGAAGACUGGGGAGGCCAACCUCACCCAGAUCUACUUAGAGGAAGCCCUGGAUUUCAUCAGGAGGCAGCAGGCCAGGCAACGCCCGUUCUUCCUCUACUGGGCCAUCGACGCCACCCACGCGCCUGUCUACGCCUCCAGAUCUUUCUUGGGUACCAGCAGGCGAGGGCGGUAUGGGGACGCCGUUCGCGAGAUCGACGACAGUGUUGGGAGAAUCCUGAGGCUGCUGCGGGAGCUGCGCCUCGGGGAGAACACCUUCGUCUUCUUCACCUCGGAUAACGGCGCUGCCCUCAUUUCUGCUCCCGAGCAAGGUGGCAGUAAUGGCCCCUUUCUGUGUGGGAAACAGACCACAUUUGAAGGUGGAAUGAGGGUGCCUGCGAUCGCGUGGUGGCCCGGGCACAUCCCUGCAGGCCAGGUGAGCCACCAACUGGGCAGCAUCAUGGACCUUUUCUCCACCAGCCUGUCCCUCGCAGGCCUGAAGCCGCCCCGUGACAGGGCUGUCGACGGCCUCGACCUCCUUCCUGCCAUUCUGCAGGGCCAGCUGAUGGACAGGCCGAUGUUCUAUUACCGUGGCAAUACACUGAUGGCGGUCACUCUUGGCCUGUACAAGGCCCACUUCUGGACUUGGACCAACUCCUGGGAGGAGUUUAAACAGGGCAUCGACUUCUGCCCUGGGCAGAACGUCUCAGGAGUCACAACUCACACCCAAGAAGAGCACACAAAGCUGCCCCUGAUGUUCCACCUGGGACGAGACCCUGGGGAGAGGUACCCGCUCAGCUUUGGCAGUGCCGAGUACCAGGACGCCCUUGGCAGAAUCACCCCAGCUGUCCAGCAGCACCAGGAGGCCUUGGUCCCUGGACAGCCCCAGCUCAAUGUGUGCAACCAGGCAGUCAUGAACUGGGCACCUCCAGGCUGUGAAAAGUUAGGCAAGUGUCUGAGGCCUCCAGAGUCUGUCCCAGAGAAGUGCUCCUGGCUCCAUUAGCACCUGCUUGAACCCAGAAUCUCCACAGACCCUGCAGGUGCCCAAGAGCAGGAAGUGUCUGGCCUCUGCCAAGCGCUCACUGCCAGACAGCACCUGCAGCCAGCAGCAGGGCCUGCCAGAGACCUGGUUCUAGAGUCCACUCCUCAUUGCUCCUCCCCACCCACCUGGCCCUGCAGCCCAUCAUCUCGGCUGGCUCUGAAGGAGGCCACAGGCUGACUGCUGCCUCCCCUGCUCCUGCGUGUUUCCAUCUCAGUGAUGAAGGAUUGAUGGCAGUGGUGUGAUUGGAUUCUGAGCCCCUCUGUGCUACUAGGGUGCUCUCCACACCACCCCACAGGGCUGUGGACAGCGGGGAUAGGGAGGAGGCAGACACUCCACCCCACAUUGGACGCCCAUGCCACUUCUGUGGAGGGUGUCGGUGUCCKUGGCUCUCUGCCCGGGCUCAGCACWCUGAUUCUGUCUGCUGUGAGCCCACCUGUCUCAAGGCAGGUGGGAGCCGCCUUCCAUGAGUGGGUUCUCCCAUCUGUGCCGUUCUGCCCAAACAAAUCGUAAAAGUUGGGAAGUGUCGAAGAAAUCGGCUCAUAAUAAAGAACAAAACCUGUUUUAACUUUGUCGACUUGGGGUGUAGACGGAGACUGCAC
Messenger RNA from Urocitellus parryii (Arctic ground squirrel), 2301 nucleotides. NCBI's taxonomy places the organism in Eukaryota, Metazoa, Chordata, Mammalia, Rodentia, Sciuridae. The record is from RefSeq and is a predicted model, not a curated record.